AUGAUGCAAACCUCGGCCAGGGAUGCAGACAGGGCGGGCACGACCCGUGGAGGGCUCGAGUCCCUGGCUAGCCAGUUCGGCAGGGCCUGGGCAGGCGUCCUCCCCUCCCAAGGGGAGGCCUGGCAAAGCCUCAGUUUCCCCACCUGCAAAGCGGGAAGAUCGGUCCCCCUGCAGCGCUCGGGGCCAGGGGCCUUACCCGGAAGGGGGCGGGAAGGCAGCGCCUCCGACCAUUGGGGAGCCGCAAAGGCCGUGAGUGGCGGGCCCGGGGCGGAACAGCGCCGUUCGGUGCAGAGAGAGCGAACUCCAGCUGGACAGUUCUGGGGGUCAGAGGUCCAAGAUGGGUCUUCUGAGCUGAAGUGCCCCGUUCCUUCUGGAGGCUCCAGGCGAGAAGCCGUCCCCCGCAUAUUUUCCCGCCUCCAGAGCCGCCCAGACGUCUCCAAGCUCACGCUGCAAGCCCAGAGGGGACUGCACAGGGUCCCUUGGCUAAGGGGCCGUGGGGGAGAAGACCCUCUGGAGGUCCGCGCUCAGGCUCAAGGACAGCCGCGUGACCUUUCCUGGCCUGCCUCCACGCCACCAGGACCCAAGGACAGCAUCUGCUGGCCAGCUCUGUCCCUCCGCCGGUGGAGUCGGACCACAGCUAGGGCCGUCCGCCCUUCCGGCUGUGGCCUAGGGAUGCUCUACCAGGGGGCGCCCACACCCAGGGCAGUGCUGCGAUGCCGGGCGGGAGCGGCCCACCUUCGGGUCCCUCUCCUCCUGCGUCGUCCUGGAAACACCUUCACAGAAACGCACAGAAAUCAAGUUUAACCAGAUACCUGGGCUUCCUGUGGCUCAGUCAGGUGGACACAUAAAAUUAACUGUUAUAAGAUGAAUGGAUAAAGAAGAUGUGGUAUAUAUACA
Messenger RNA from Neogale vison (American mink), 897 nucleotides. RefSeq lists its product as uncharacterized. Lineage: Eukaryota; Metazoa; Chordata; Mammalia; Carnivora; Mustelidae. The coding region runs from base 1 to 804 and encodes 267 amino acids. The transcript is spliced from 5 exons. The record is from RefSeq and is a predicted model, not a curated record.